AUGGAUGUCAAUACUCAGUUCAUGACCGACACGGCCGAGAGGCGACGUACCCAAAAUCGCCUAGCUCAGCGCAAAUUCCGCGAGAAGAAGCGGAAGGUGGCACACAAUGCGGUGCUAGAGACCCCUCAAGAACCGAGUGGAAACUUCAGAGCGUCAUCACAAUCAGCCUCCAGCGAGAAAAAUAAUGGAAAUCUUGUACUUAGCUCCUUGCCUUCAUUCGCAAAUGCGCUUCCCAGACUCGCAGAAAAUUCUCCAAAUCACAUUCCCAUCGCUAGCACAGAGUCAGGGCCGAGUAACAACUUCGAUCUCGAUGCGAUCGACCAGUUCCUGUACCAAACCAACGAUGAUUUCUCCUUCCUUGUGGACGGAUUUUACCCACAGCAACCCCCUGACUUUGCUUUACACAAGACACCCUCCAACGCCACAACAAGCACUCAUUCAAGCCCACUGUCUCGAUUCGGGGAUAACAAUAACCCGCCAUUACAUCGCAGAACAUCCGAUUCUGAUAUUCGCCCGGAAAAUCCGGGCCCCCAGCUACCGAAAUCAUACAACGACGAUACAGUGUUGGAACUCAUCACGUCGGCCAGACAUGACAAGGGCUGGAUUGGCACACUUCACAUCGCCGCGCAGAAGGGCCAUGAGAAUAUCGUUCGUGUACUUUUGCUCCGAGGUAACAUGGAUGCAAACAAGCAAGAUAGCGACGGUCGCACGCCCUUGAUCCACGCCAUCAUUGAAAAUCAUGAAUCUGUAGUGAGGUUACUACUUUCCCACGGUGCUCGCAUAGGCGUGUAUGAUUGUGAUGGUCGCUCUGCAUUGCACUGGGCGGUGUUGCAUCGGCGGCUCGGGAUACUGCGGCAAUUGCUUGACCAUCGUGCCAAGUACGAAUGCUGGUUGGAUCUUGAUGCGUACGACAAGGCUGGGUGGACCCCAUUGCAUAUGUCCGUAGAUAGAGCUUUUGAGGCUGGAAUCUUGAUGCUUCUCCAGGAAGGCGCGGAUAUCGAUGCCAAAGCACAGAAAUGUCCGUAUACAGGCAUGGUCGUGCCGCUGAUGGAUCGACACCGAUAA
Penicillium coprophilum is the source of this 1065-nucleotide messenger RNA. RefSeq lists its product as uncharacterized. Gene Ontology annotation, cellular component: cytoplasm. Gene Ontology annotation, molecular function: DNA-binding transcription factor activity; protein binding. Gene Ontology annotation, biological process: regulation of DNA-templated transcription. The coding region runs from base 1 to 1065 and encodes 354 amino acids. The record is from RefSeq and is a predicted model, not a curated record. The transcript has 3 exons. NCBI's taxonomy places the organism in Eukaryota, Fungi, Ascomycota, Eurotiomycetes, Eurotiales, Aspergillaceae.